AAAUGCUUGUUAUCAGUUCAUGCGCUGUGUUACAACAUGUUAUCAAUCAUUCUCAUGAAUGAAUAUGAUUCAUUGUUGAUGUUUUCUCUUCGUUAAUUUCGCAGAUACAAGUCUUGGCAAAGAUAAUAAUUGGCACCCACCAAACAUCUCCCUCACUGCGCCCCACCACAACCACAACGCUUGAUGGAAUCUCGGAGCACUUCUCUUUUCAUUUAAUUUCUUUUGUGCACUGAUAAAUCGUUGUGACCUUCGAAGGAGCGUGUCUCAGCAUUUAUUUUCAUUGUCAGUCGAGCGGGAAAAAAUCAAUGGAGGACCUUACGCCUUUAACCAACCUUCAACAGUUUUAGUUCCAAGUGUUUUUGUUUUUUCAACUGCCUGCAAGUUAAGCGCAACCACAACAAUUUCAACCGCAAUAUCUAUUUGGCAUUUCGCUAAUUCUCCAUAUUUUAUAGUUCCGAGGGUGCGCCGCGCAAGAAAAAGAUGUCGGAACGCCAGCCUCUUCUGCUUCAGAGCGACGCCUCCGACUAUGAGGGCAGCCGUGGAUCGGCGGUGAGACCCGUGCGUAGUUCUCCGCCGGACAACACCCUGGUAAACGUGCACAGCGAGGAUAGCCUGGCUGUGCACGCAGCUGCCUCUGGAUCAGGAGACGAUGAACAAGGAUCCUUGGACAAGUCCGGCUACAAUCCAACCCAUCACCGCACCCUGGAACAUCCCACAUCUAAUUUCGAUACUCUAGUACAUCUGCUGAAGGGCAACAUAGGCACCGGCAUCCUGGCCAUGCCAGACGCCUUCAAGAACGCCGGUCUAUAUGUGGGCCUCGUUGGCACCAUGAUAAUGGGAGCCAUCUGCACCCACUGUAUGCACAUGCUGGUGAACUGCUCCCACGAGCUGUGUCGGCGACUUCAGAAACCUUCCCUAGACUUCUCUGAGGUGGCCUACAGCAGCUUUGAAACUGGGCCGAUCGGUCUGAGACGGUAUUCGUCACUGGCCAGGCGAAUUAUCACCACGUUCCUUUUCAUAACCCAGAUCGGUUUUUGUUGCGUCUAUUUCCUUUUUGUGGCUCUAAACCUCAAGGAUGUUAUUGACCACUACUACGUGAUUAAUUACCGAAUAUACUUGGUGCUCUUACUGAUGCCCAUGAUUGUGCUCAACUUGGUGAGGAACCUCAAGUACCUGACGCCUGUUUCGCUCAUAGCCUCCAUUCUGACGGUGGUUGGGCUGGCCAUUACCUUCUCGUAUAUGCUCCACGAUUUGCCCGAUGUGCACACCGUCAAGCCGUUCGCCAGUUGGGCCACGCUGCCGCUCUACUUUGGGACAGCGAUCUAUGCUUUUGAGGGAAUCGGCGUUGUGCUACCGCUGGAGAACAAUAUGCGAACACCAGAGGACUUCAGCGGACCUACUGGUGUACUUAACACGGGAAUGGUUAUUGUGGCAUGCCUCUACACCUCAGUAGGUUUCUUCGGCUACCUGAAAUAUGGCGAUGCAGUUAAGGGCAGCAUUACCCUGAAUUUGCCUCAAGGCGAUACUCUGUCUCAGUUGGUGAAAAUAAUGAUGGCAGUGGCCAUCUUCCUGUCGUAUACGCUUCAGUUUUACGUUCCCGUCAAUAUUGUAGAGCCUUUUGUGUGCAGCCACUUUGAUACUCAGCGAGGCAAGAACAUGGCUGCAACGCUCCUGCGGAUCAUCCUUGUCACCUUUACCUUCCUGCUGGCCACCUGCAUUCCGAAUCUGGGCGCUAUUAUUUCUCUGGUGGGUGCCGUGAGCAGUUCAGCAUUGGCGCUUAUUGCACCGCCAAUAAUCGAAAUAUUUACCUUUUAUAACGUUGGAUACGGCCGAUAUAAAUGGAUGCUGUGGAAGGACAUUGCCAUUAUGGUUUUUGGCCUUUGUGGGUUUGUUUUUGGCACUUGGGUCAGUUUAUUGGACAUCUUCAAGAAACAUACAGACUAAGAUCGAAACGAAGACAAACGAACAUACAGGACGGCUUAUUCUGCCUACAAAUAUGUGUGCGAAUUUAUGAUGAAGGCUUUAUUUAGUUUUCCCUGUUCCAAGCUGGUUCUUUUCAGUGGCGGUGCUCAAUAGUUUAAAUUAUUACUUGUCGAAUAGGUUGCAUUUUUUUUUACGUUCGAUUAGCUGCAAUUUGUACCAGACAAUAACUAGCAUUUUAAGUAGAAAGUUGUACGUUAUGUUUUUGGAUUAGUAUGUGAGUUGAAGAUUCAUUCUGUGUUAACUCGAGGACCGCACAAUGCCAAACGUGAUUUUGCGUAGUAUUCUUAAAUAAAUUAUUGUUUAGAUUUUACUACUAUGUAGACUAGGGGUCAGGGCAGAUCAUUCCAAAGCAAUGGCAAAGAAUAUCCCAAAUACCGAUGUUAGCUAAAGUUAUCUGCAUACUUUUAUCGUUCUUGUAUUUGUAAUUAUGAAUAUUAUAUACUCCUUAUACACUUAUUGGAAGCCCCAUCUCGACCUCUGAUACGUGUGUAUAUAUAUUUUUACAUCUAAUUCGAUGUAUCAACAAAUGUUCUUUAAUUGUUUAUCGAGUAACAAAAGACAAUAAUUAAUGUAAUGUUUAUAAAAAUCCA
This is a messenger RNA of Drosophila bipectinata, 2573 nucleotides long. The record is from RefSeq and is a predicted model, not a curated record. Lineage: Eukaryota; Metazoa; Arthropoda; Insecta; Diptera; Drosophilidae.